Drosophila grimshawi is the source of this 642-nucleotide messenger RNA. RefSeq names its product rRNA N6-adenosine-methyltransferase METTL5 (gene Mettl5). The coding region runs from base 1 to 642 and encodes 213 amino acids. The transcript is spliced from 2 exons. Gene Ontology annotation, molecular function: nucleic acid binding; rRNA (adenine-N6-)-methyltransferase activity. Gene Ontology annotation, biological process: rRNA methylation. The record is from RefSeq and is a predicted model, not a curated record. NCBI's taxonomy places the organism in Eukaryota, Metazoa, Arthropoda, Insecta, Diptera, Drosophilidae.
AUGGCGCGCCUAAAGAUGAAGAAGCUGGAGGAGUAUCUGCAAUGUGUGGAUCACUUUGAGCAGCCAAAGAUUCUGCUGGAGCAGUAUCCGACCCCGCCGCACAUAGCUGCCUGCAUGACGCAUCACAUGCAGGCACAGCACGACGACAUCGAUGGCAAGUUUGUCGCGGAUCUGGGCUGCGGUUGCGGCAUGCUGAGCAUUGGUGCUGCUCUCCUUGGAGCGCAACUGACUGUUGGCUUUGAGUUGGACGACGCUGCUCUGAACAUUUACCGCCAGAAUGUAAUCGACAUGGAACUGCCCGGUGUGGAUGGUGUGCGUGUCAAUGUGCUGCACUUGGCUGGCAGCAAGUGGGACAAUGUGUUCGACACGGUGCUCAUGAACCCCCCCUUCGGUACCAAGCACAAUGCCGGAAUGGAUAUGCGCUUCCUCGACGUGGGCAUGCGACUGGCCACAGGCGCUGUCUACUCCCUACACAAAACCUCCACGCGCACAUAUAUCCAGAAAAAGUCCAAGGAGUGGGGUGCCCGGGGCAAUGUGGUUGCCGAGCUGCGCUAUAAUAUCGAUGCCAGCUACAAAUUUCACAAGCAGAAGUCCAAGGAUAUUGAGGUGGACUUUUGGCGCUUUGAUGUCAGCGACCUGUGA